UACAAUUAUCUCUUUCACGUCAAAGCGCACAAGUAAUCUUCCAAAUAUGACGGUAAUUAUAAGUACAAACGUUGUUUAUGAAGUACUUAACAAGUAUAACUACGAGAAUUGGAGUGGAGUGGUUAAAACCUACUUGAUUGCUCACGAUCUCUGGGAUGUCAUAGAACCUGCAGUUGAAGCUGCUCAAAAGCCUCAAAUAAAAGAUCAUAAUACUAUAGAAGACGAAACAUCAGAAUUCGAAAUAUCAGCGGAACGCAAAAUACUAAAAUCAGAAGGUUAUAAUUUGAAGGAGGACAAGAUCAAGAAUGCUAGAGCUCUUCAUGCAAUUCAGAUUUCAUGUGGGCCAGAUGCCCUUUCUGCUAUUAAGGGGAUCUUCUCAGCGAAAGAUGCUUGGCGUAUUUUAGAUGAAACGUUUAAGCCAGAUUUCUUCAUAAAAUUCACAGAUAGCAGUGAUAGCAGUGAAGAAGAGAGUUUCGAUGGGCUUGACGACAAGGACAAGGACGGGGGCAAGGAGUUCAAGCGAGCUUUAGAAGAACAAGACUGGGAUAAAGUAAAGAAGAUGUACACCAAAAAUCCUGGCCUGUUGAAAGGAAGAUUUUCGUCUAAAAAAUUUUCAGCCCUUCACUAUGCUGCACAGCACAGUGGAAGUGCAGGCAUUGUGAAGGACAUGGUGGAAAAAAUGAGUAAGGAAGACAUGGAAAUCAAAGAUGCAUGUGGUGGCGGCACAGCACUUAUGAUGGCCAUAAUGGCAGGAUCUGUGGAAAUGGUAAAAUGCAUGAUGGAAAAAAAUCCUGAAUUAAUUACCGUUGAAGAUAACAGUUUAUUCCUUCCGGUCGAAGUAUCCCUUUCUUGUGAUGAUAUCGACAUGAUUUGCCACCUGUAUUAUGCUACUAAAGCAUAUCUAUCAUCUCGUGAUCACACCGACCGUAGAAAACACGGGGCCACGUUUAUUUCAAAAUGCAUAAAAAAGAAAAAUCUCGGGACAUUAGGUUUUGCUUUGGAUUUACUGAAAGAAGAUGAAAGUUUAGCUCUUACUAAAGACAACACUUGGGAAUCUCCCUUGUACGUGCUCGCAUGUUCACCUUCUCUAUUUGGUGAUGGAGAUGACCUUGCAAUUUUCAAGCGAUGGAUAUAUAAAUUUAUAAGCACAAAACCAGCUGCUCCUGCUGCUGAAAUUGGUGGCGAACAGGUAGAAGAUCCAGAAAGUGGGAGCGACUCCACCAACAUGACAAAGUCGGGGUUGGAUUCAUUCAGCUCACUAGUAACAAAACUUCUAGGAAUUGAACAGAUACGAGAAGAGAAAUUGGUUCAUGAACGUUCCUUGGAGCUACUGUUUGAAAUGUGCAAAGCGGUUAACAUUAAAUUAGCCGCUGCAGUGGAUAGGAAAGACUUGAAAGAUGGUUUAGUGUUGGAGGCGCUAUUCGCUGCUGUGGAACGAGGAAACACUAAAUUUGUCUCUAAACUGAUUUCCAAGGUUCCAGCCCUUUGGAUGAGCACUGAUGAGUAUUCAAGGGACAUUUACAUGCACGCCAUUGAAUGGCGUCAAGCAAAACUGUUUACCCACAUGCUUCGACAUAUAAGCGGUAAUCUUAUAUCAGCAACCAGUUGUAUGAAAGAUAAGUUUGGUAAUAACUUGCUACAUGUAGCUGCAACGUUAUGUCCGUCCACCAAACUCGAUCGUGUUCCUGGAGCAGCUUUGCAGAUGCAAAGAGAAAUACAAUGGUUUAAGGAGGUGCAGAAAAUUGUAUAUCCUGCUGCUUUAGAAGAAGAAAAUUCCUUGGAUAGUUUGACACCACGUGAAGUAUUUACUAAGAACCACAAAGAUUUGAUGAAGAAAGGAGAAAGAUGGACGAAGGAGACGACAACUUUUUCCAGCGUAGUAUCUGCUCUCAUUGUUACCAUGACUUUUGCUGCCGUAUUCACAGUUCCUGAUCUGGAAGAAAACACAAACAGGAAGUUACGCACGGUUUUCAUAAUUUCCGAUGGAAUAUCACUCUUUUCUUCCGCAUCUUCACUGUUUGUGUUCUUAGGGUUAUUCUUGAGCACGCGGUAUGAAGAACAUGACUUCCUCAUAAACUUGCCGUUGAAAUUGAUGGUUGGAAUUUCCUCACUUUUCAUCUCCAUUAUAACCAUGCUUAUAGCCUUUUGUGCGAUCCUUCUCCUUCUGCUCCCUGAAUCAUGGGUUCCAAUCAUUUUGCUCGCAGCCCUUACAGUCACAUUAUUUGCGGCCAUGCCAUUCAGUCUCUUGAUUAUAAUAUUUAAGUCUACUUUCUGUAAAAGACUUUCUUUAACUCUUAAGAGUACGUAGAAGACCACCAAUGCAAAAAAGGACGACUAGGUUGGUCUUCAUUAGAUAUUGAUGUGUGUGUGUUUUGUGCGCGUAUUACUAACUAGGCUUGCUAAAUGAAUAAAUGUCGUACUGGCUGUGUAUCCUUUUCAUAUAUUGUUUUUAUACAUUGUUUUGCAGAUCAUGCUAGUUCAGUGAAGGCAUGUUUGUCAUUUUGUAGCGUGUUGUAUCGUGCUAUAUGUUAUUGUUAU
Molecule: messenger RNA, 2538 nt
Organism: Morus notabilis
Lineage: Eukaryota; Viridiplantae; Streptophyta; Magnoliopsida; Rosales; Moraceae
Exons: 8
Coding region: 47-2308 (753 amino acids)
Molecular function (GO): protein binding
Source: RefSeq, a predicted model, not a curated record